AUGAUGAGGAUGUUACACGGUCUAUCGUCAGAAGGUAAAUUGUUCCACUUCCCCCAAUGGCUUCAGAAGGAACAGUCCAUGGUGUGGCUUCCUGUGUUGUGGCUGGUAGCUGCGGAGACUGCUAAGCAUCAGGCCAAAUGUAACAUCUGCAAGGAGUAUCCUAUCAUUGGGUUCAGAUACCGCUGCCUGAAAUGCUUCAACUUCGACAUGUGCCAGAAAUGCUUCUUCAGCGGCAGGAAGGCCAAGAAUCAUAAAUUAACCCAUCCGAUGCAAGAAUACUGCACUGCGACAACUUCAGGCGAAGAUGUCCGCGACUUCACACGCGCCCUGCGCAACAAGUUCAAGUCGGCGCGGUACUUCAAGAAACAUCCCAGAGUUGGUUAUUUACCGGUCCAGACUGUUUUAGAAGGUGACGCCCUUGAAUCGCCGGCGCCGUCGCCGCAGCACGGCGCGGGCGCAGGCGGCGGCGCGGCGGACGACAUGCACUCGCGGCUGGAGCUGUACGCCACCCGGCUCGCGCAGGUCGAGAGGCAGGCGAGGCCUACUGACACCCCGGAUAGUGAUGAAGAACAUCAGCUUAUCGCCCAGUACUGCAUGUCUCUGAACGGCAGCGGUGGUGGAGAAGCCGAGGAAGCCCCUCGGUCUCCCGUCCAAGUUGUGUCCAUCAUACAUCGCGAACAACGACACGAAUUGGAGGCUAUGAUCAGGGAAUUGGAAGAAGAGAAUGCCAGUCUCCAAGCGGAGUAUGAGCGUUUGAAGGCUAAGCAAACCCCGGGUUCGACACCAGAGGAACAACUCAAUGUCAAUGAGAACAGGAAUGCUCCUGUUGAUCAAGACAUGAUGGCCGAAGCUCGUCUCCUUCGCCAACACAAGGGCCGCCUGGAGGCCCGCAUGCAGAUCCUGGAGGAACACAAUCGGCAGCUCGAAGCUCAGUUACAGCGGCUGAGGAGGCUGCUGGACGAGCCGUCGCAGGGCUCCCCGCCCGCGCGCACGGGCACGCUGCAGACGCGCUCGGUGACGGCGUCCCAGCUCGCCACCGACUCGCCGGCCAAAAUGCACAACGGGUUGUAUCACGAAUCGCAAACCAAUGGCGGCGGUCGCUGGGCGGGCGAGCGUGAGCCGGAGCGUCCCCCGCCGCCGCCGCACGCCGUACACUCGCUCAUGCACUGCGCAGAUGACCUAGGCCGCGCCGUAGAAGAGCUAGUGUCAGUUAUGACGGAAGAUAACCAGCAGCCGUCGAAUGCGCCGCCGCAGUACACCAAUGGGAAGCCAGCUAACAACGAAUAG
This is a messenger RNA of Amyelois transitella, 1287 nucleotides long. Its product is annotated as dystrophin-like. The coding region runs from base 1 to 1287 and encodes 428 amino acids. The transcript has 10 exons. Gene Ontology annotation, cellular component: plasma membrane. Gene Ontology annotation, molecular function: zinc ion binding. The record is from RefSeq and is a predicted model, not a curated record. Gene Ontology annotation, biological process: synaptic signaling. Lineage: Eukaryota; Metazoa; Arthropoda; Insecta; Lepidoptera; Pyralidae.